GCUGUAGAUGUAAGAUUAAUUUUUAGUAUUAUAUCAAUCUGAAAUUGGAAUAUAUUCAUUAAAUAGAGAGUAGCCAUGACUAAGACGUCUUUCUUCAACUCUAGUAAAACAAGUAAUAGAACUUGCAAAAUUAAUCUUAAACCAUCACCUGAUGAAAAUAAAUGUGGUUCACUGUACCGUCGACUACCUAUUUGUGUCGGUGCACGCGUUAUUAUUAGGCGCAACAUCGAUCAAGAUAACUCCGUUAUUAAUGGAAGUGAUGCCAUAAUAAAAAACAUAGUUUGGGAAAAUUCUACGGAUUUUCUUUUACCACCAGCAGAGUGCGAAGACAUAUUUUCUGGAUUAUCAAAUGUUAUUAAUGCAAAAAUACCGAAAUAUGUAGAACUCGAAUUAUUCAAUGGGCAAACAUAUAAAUUAGAACCUCAGGAAACUCGAUUUAAUGACAUGAACAAUAUCAGCAUGACUCGAGUACAAUUGCCACUUGCACUUGGUUAUGCAAUAACCAUACAUAGAACUCAAUGUAUGACAUAUUCAAAAUUAGUUAUUGAUCUUGGUAGUAAAUAUUGGAAACCUGGUAAGGUUGGAAUAAUGCAAAAUUAA
Molecule: messenger RNA, 600 nt
Organism: Rotaria sp. Silwood2
Lineage: Eukaryota; Metazoa; Rotifera; Eurotatoria; Philodinida; Philodinidae
Source: the annotation of a GenBank genome assembly